Entamoeba invadens IP1 is the source of this 1359-nucleotide messenger RNA. RefSeq lists its product as hypothetical. The transcript has a single exon. Lineage: Eukaryota; Evosea; Mastigamoebida; Endamoebidae. The coding region runs from base 1 to 1359 and encodes 452 amino acids. The record is from RefSeq and is a predicted model, not a curated record.
AUGUCAAAACAAAUGUCGCUCAAGGAUUUUGAUUAUCCCUGCAAGUACAAGGCUGACACGACAAGUAAAUACUUUAGUGAAGAAUUGCCUGAUGUCAUGUUUGAUCAGUUAUGGCAACAACUGAAAGGUGCAGCUGUUAUGACAUUAACCAAGUAUGACCCGACACAUGCAGACGUCUACAAGGGAAUGUUAGCCAAAGGUGAUUCCUUGUUUGAUCCACAGUUUAAAAGUAUGAUGAAAGAAUACUUUGCCGGGUGUUUUGAUGUUAAAUCUGCAAUGACACAAACGAUCUUUAGAAAUGUUGUUGGGAAGAUUAUGUGUUAUAUGCGCUUUAGCACUGAAAGAGCACUUUACAGUGAAGAACUCUCUAAAGUUGAACUCAAACGUCCUCUUUUCAUCACAUCACUGCCACGAAGUGGCUCUACAUUCCUUCACAAUUUGAUCGCUAACGACCCAAGAGCAAAUGCCAUUCAACUUUUUGAACACAUUUGCCCUGGAAGUCAUACGAUGGCCCACGACGCACGAAUAAAAAUAAUUCAAGAUCUUUUGGACCAAUUCCACAAAAACUCGCUUGAGGACUUCGACGCAGUUCACAACACAGACUCUCCUCUUAACUACGAGGAAGAAGCAUUUUUCAUGGAAAUGCUUGGGCAGUGCUUUGUCAUGUCCUCUUCAAUUCCACGUAUAGAGCAGUACAGAGAGCAUUUAUAUAAUGCAGACUUUCAUUAUGUCUACGAAGCACUUAUUGAUGAAAUUAAGAUGCAUUUGGUAGAAUACCCAAUCACAAGAAAAGACGGGUUUGUCUGUUUAAAGGCAGUCAAUCACUUUGCAUCAAUGGCACCAAUGCUUGACGUCUUGGGUGAUGAGAAGUACGAAGCCAACUUUGUGUGGAUCCACAGAGAGCCAAUUGAGCAGUUGAAAUCGUUCAUUGUUCUUAUGGUUGGCUUGCAAGGCAGAUUUGAGCAUGAUCUGGGAAGAAACGACAUCGAGUGGAUCAAUAAAUCUGCUGUAACAAUCAACGAAAUUGUGUUGAAAAAUAUUAUAGCAACACGAGAUGAGUGGAUCAAAAGAGACCCCAAGAGAGCAGAUAAAAUAAUCGAUGUUGGAUUCAAAGAACUCACAACACAUCCUAAAGAAACUGUACAGAAAAUUUACAAGAAAUUUGGAAUUGACUAUAACGAGGAAAUUGAUAAAGCACUUACAGCUACUAUUGAAGACAAAGACCCACAAAGAACUCAUGGAAGAAAGAAACACAUGGAACACAUCUAUUUGUUUGAUGAGGAGGAAAUUAGAAAUAAAUUUAAGUUCUACUAUGAUAGAUUCUCGGAGUACUUGCCAGAGUAUUAUGGAAAGAAGUAA